Molecule: messenger RNA, 1077 nt
Organism: Protopolystoma xenopodis
Lineage: Eukaryota; Metazoa; Platyhelminthes; Monogenea; Polystomatidea; Polystomatidae
Source: the annotation of a GenBank genome assembly
AUGAUCACCGGCUACGAGGACGCAGCAAACAACUUUGCUCGUGGCUUCUUCACAAUUGGCAAACUGUUAAUUUCGCCAGUUCUCAACGAGCUUCGACGUUGUUUUGAGGCCUGUGAUGCACCUCAGGGCCUGUUAUUCUUUCGCAGCCUUGGCGGAGGCACGGGCGCCGGACUGACGGCUGCUUUGCUCGAGGUGAUGACGGAGUACAGAAAGUUGACCAAAGUCGAAGUGCCCAUCUACCCGUCACCGUCACUCUCCAACUCUCUCGUAGAGCCCUACAACAGCCUGCUUGGAGAACACUUCGCCAUGGAGGACAUCAAUUUGGGCCUUUUGAUGGACAACGAGGCCCUCUACGACAUCUGCUCCCGGUACCUGGCCAAUCAGACAGCCACAUACACAUCAAUCAACCGCCUUCUCGCUCAGGUUACCAGCGCGAUAACAGCAUCCCUUCGCUUUCCCAAUGUCCUUAACGGUGACCUGAAUGUAAUUCAGACCAACUUGAUCCCCUAUCCUCGAAUUCACUUUCCACUCAGCAAUUUUGCGCCCUGCAUUUCACCCGAGAAGGCAGAGCAUGAAAGUGUUUCCACACGAGAGUUGACUCGUGCUGUAUUCGAGCGUGAGAAUCAAAUGGUCAAAGUUGAUCCGAGUUGCGGUAAAUUCAUGUCAUGUAGCCUCCUCUUUCGUGGUAAUGUCAGUCCCAGCGAAGUCUACCUUUCGUUGAUGGAGCUGAAGACUAAUAAAGGCAUUGACUUCGUCGACUGGUGCCCGACUGGCUUCAAAGUGGGCAUUACAUCAGAACCGCCGGUGACUGUAACCGAGAGUCGAGUGGCUCAAUGCAGCAAAAAUGUUAUAAUGUUGGCCAAUAACUCUGCCGUCGGGCAGGCCUGGCAAAGAUUAACGCACAAAUUCUAUCUGCUCUACUCCAAACGCUCCUUCAUCCAUUGGUUCAUCGGUGAGGGUAUGGAGGAGAGUGAAUUCACCGACGCCUUGAGUAACAUGACAACGCUCGUGAAAGACUACGAAGAGGCCUCUAUGGACACUGUACAGGUGGGCGAAGACCAGGCCAUUGAUGAAUAG